AACUGAAGCGCGUCUGCAGGAUGAAUUGGUCGGUGUCGUCAGUUCCGUAACGCGUUGCUCCUCCUGUCUUCAUUAAGAACAGGAUAGAGGAUUAUUCACGCAGGGACAGACGGGACAGAAGGGACGCGCUGUUAGAACCAGUCUCUACCUGGAUAUGUCAUUCAAACACACGUAGACAGGAGCGCUGCGUGGGUUCCUUCUCCUUCCUUCUCCUCGGACGGACGGACAGACUUCAGUCUCCUCUGCGGUGGGAUCAUUGGGAUGCUCUGCCGCUAGCCUGUUAUUAGCUCAGCUAGCUUCCCAAACACCUCUGUUUAUACGACGGAACCAACACACUGCACGGUGCAUUAUGACAGACAGCAUUAUGAGUAAAGCUGCCACUAUGGAGAUUCCCAUCAACAGUAAUGGUGACACAGGAACACUACCAGAAGACGACAGCCUUGAACAGGCUGCAAAACUGCAGUGGAGCUUAGAUGAGAAGGUAGGGAGCUCCAGAGGCAACAGGGUGAGCAGGCCAUUUGUGGAUUUCUGUGUGUGUGUGGGUUAAUGUUGGUGUGUAGUGCUGCUCAGUGUUUUGACUUUAAAAUGCCUUGUUUCACUUUGUCAUUUGCUACGAUUAGUAGGGAUGUAACGAUACACUCAACCCACGAUACGAUUCACUUACGAUUCUCCAACGAUUUUCAAGAAAACUGGAUUGAACUCAAAAUUUGAUUUACUAUCAUUUUAUUUCAAUUCUGAGAUACAGACAGUUGCAAUAUAUAUUUUUUUCUCUUAUAUUCCUUUGUAAACAAAGUAAUCCUUUGUCAUUUUUAAGGUGUGUUGUAACUCAAAUAAAACCACUGAACACUUUUUUUCAGUACCUUGCAAAAAAUCUAAAAAUGACCGUACAAAAAUACCUUGUUGGAAAAUUUUAGAACAAUUAUAGAGAAAUGGAAAGUGAACGAUUCCCAAAUGAGGGUAUUAAAUAUUAAAACAAAUAAGUUAAAUCUCUUUAAAUUAAGGAUGUAAAUUUCAAGUAUUUUCCGUGAUCGAUUUUUGAAAAUGUUAACGAUCAAUUAUCGAUGCCCAUGUCAAAACAAUGCCAAAUGCAUUUUUUUCCCCUGAAUCAGAUUUUCCUUCUCGACACAAUGUAUAUAACUAAUGGUAUUGAAUAGCUAAAGAUUGUAUUGAGGUGUUCAAAACGUUAAGCACACUGAAUAUCAACAUGUGGAGCAGGCUCAUAAUCUUCGUGGACGUACAGUCAUAAAAGUGAAGGCUCAGACUUCAACAAGGGAACUGAACACAAACAUAUUUCAGACUCUCAGUGUCCAGUUUUCUGUCUGCUCGUUCUUAUUGAGGAAAAAUAUGCAUGUGAACGCGGUCAGGUGUCAGCCGGGAGCGCAACCGGGUCAGAAUCAGUCCGGUAGCGGAGAAAAAAAGCGCUCAUGGAGACCUGUCACUCAGCUGCAGCCCCCAGCUGAGCAUCUCCACUGUGCAAAACACCUUUAGUCAGCUGAUUCACAUCAAAACAUGCUUUAAACUUAAAACACCUCCCUGAUAGCUGAGUGUAAUAUGAGACCACAUGAUGUUUGUUCCACGUGAUAUAAAAGCCAAACAAAAAAAAUGUGUUCGAGUAAGUUCUUAACAAUCAAUUAAUCUAUACUCAAUUCAUUGUUGACAUCCCUACUUGUAUCACUUUGAUAUUUACUCCAUGAAAUGUCAGAUAUUUCUUUUUUUAAUGGCAAACCACUGUGCAGCAUGAGUCGUGCUCUCUGUUAACUCGCCUCCUACUAACUUUCGAUGGAAGGAGUCUUUCAAACCUAAAAUGUUUGGAGGAUUUCCUUCAAAGAGAGUUCCCUUUGAGUCGUUUCAACAAAUUAACAGAUGGCUAACAAUCAGGUCUUAACAUUAGCGUCUGUUUCAACUGUAUUAACAGAUUCAUAGCUUAGAUUCUGUGUGCUCUUCUUAACAUGUGAGUGUUUAAUUGAAAUACCAACACUGUCGUACUAAUUGUCAUCAUCUAAUACAUCCACAGAGUUCUCCUCCUUAAUGCUGUUUUACUCCUAAAUCAUACCAGAUGUAUUUUUACUUCCCUUUCUCUAAGUGUCACACACACUCUCUUUGUAUUUGCUCUCACAAAGGAAACAGCUCCCUCCCUUCCAUAGCUUUGACUUUCCUUAUCACAUCCUUAAAAAGAGUCCAAGCCCAAGCUUCCAGGAAGCUAAAUAUCAUGCUGCUGUUUACAUUUUACAACGGGCGAUACGGAUCUCUGCUCAGAGUUAAGUCACAGUGUGUGUGCAGCGUCUGAAAUAAGAGGCUUUCUCACAGCACAGGCAGGAGUUGAAUUUAAACUUGUUUGUCACGUAACACGUAUUAUUACACAGUAAAAAAAAUAAGAUAUAUAUUCAGGCCAGAGUUUCCUUUUCCAUGAAUCCCUCCUGAAUGUUUCUUUUCCUAACUUGCUGAUACUUGAGAAGGAAAGCAAACAAAAGAAAACGGUGAGCUAAAUUAAGGAAAAACACACAAGAUGGAUCGAGUGUCCCGUAGCACAGUUCCCCUCAUGAUUCAGAGCUCGACUUAAGCUUGUGAUUAUUUUGGCAGGAAAAAAUAGUUUGCUUAAGCAUUUCCUGCUGCAUAGAUCAUUCAAAGUCACUGCUCAAGUUAGACUUCAGGUCGCUCACAGCUGUGCUGCUGCAGUCCUCCUGCCCUCUCCCAGUGGUGGCAUUUAAAGUCAUUAGUUUGGUUGUUGAUUAACUGAGCUCUUAGGUUCUGUGUUUGCUGUAUAGUCUCCCCCCCCUGUUGACUCCCAGAUAAGAAGCUGUAGUUAGAUGCUGCUUGAAGAUUGUGUACACACUAACCUUCCUAACAUAGUGGCGUUUGUCUCCCUCUUGUGCCUACACUUUAACCUACAUUGUUUACAUUGCAACACUCACUUAUCCACACGUCUCCAUCCAAACAUCCUCUAUGCUUUCCUUUGUUUGUUCUGUUUUAUUAUUUCUGCACUUUUAACUUUGCAGGAUUUACAGCAGGUGAUGGUAUCGGGGCCCAAUCUCAACGAGACGAGCAUCGUAUCUGGAGGAUAUGGAGGAACCGCAGAAGGUAUCAUCCCCACCAGCUCGAUUAAAGGUUCCAACAUGCAUCACAGCAGCAGCAGCUCGUCAGGGAUGGCUGAAGAGGCAACCCGUGGUGUGGCCGUGGAGAAAAUUGAAAAUAUGAAGAAGUGGGGUCUGAACACUUAUAAGUGCACAAAACAAAUGAUCUCAGAGCGUUUCGGGCGGGGUUCCCGGACUGUCGACCUGGAACUGGAGGCCCAGAUCGAGGUCCUGAGAGACACUAAGAGGAAAUAUGAGAAUGUGCUGCGAUUGGCCAGAGCGCUGACCAACCACUUCUACAACAUGGUGCAGACGCAGCACGCUCUGGGCGACACCUUCGCUGAUCUCAGCCAGAAAUCUCCAGAGCUAAGGGAUGAGUUUGGCUACAACGCAGAGACUCAGAAGUUGCUGUGCAAGAACGGGGAGACGCUUCUCGGUGCCGUGAACUUCUUCGUGUCGAGCAUUAACACAUUAGUCAACAAGACCAUGGAGGACACCCUGAUGACUAUCAAGAUGUAUGAAAAUGCAAGACUGGAGUUUGAUGCCUACCGGUCAGACCUUGAGGAGUUGAGUUUGGGUCCGAGGGAUGCCGUAGCCAUGGCCCGCAUAGACGCUGCUCAGCAAACAUACCAGGUCCAGAAGGACAAGUAUGAACGCCUCCGCUCAGAUGUCAUCAUUAAACUCAAGUUCUUGGAGGAGAACAAGGUGAAGGUGAUGCACAAGCAGCUCCUCCUCUUCCAUAACGCCAUCUCAGCAUACUUUGCCGGCAACCAGCAGCAGCUGGAGCAGACGCUGAAGCAGUUCAACAUAAAGCUGAGGCCUCCAGGGGCCGACAAGCCAUCCUGGUUAGAGGAGCAGUGAGAGGGUCUGCUGCUGCCUCCUUCUCGACCACCUCCACCUGUUGAAACCCCCUAACUUACAGAGGACCACUACGGAGGGAAACACAUGCAGAUCAAUGGGUGGAUGAAGAUAAAGAUAUAAGACGAACGUGUGGCUGGAUGAAUGGACAGUUGACGGAGGAACUGACUGAUGAAAAGCAGGGUAUUAUUGAUGAAUGGGCGAGAUGCAGCAGGAAACCAAGUGGCCAGUUUCAUGAACAGUCUGGGGGCUUUUAGUGCCUCUCCCCAGCUUCCUUUUUUGUCACUCUAACCUCUUUGUGCUUUGUUCCCAGAGAAACUCUACCUUCCCUCCCCUCUUAUUUGACAUAACCCCCCUCCCUCUAUCUUAACACUAUUAUGCUGUGUGAGCUUGUUUCAGUCAUGUUCACAGCUAUUACUGUACUCCUCAAGUGCUCCAAAACUCCAAAUCUUCUUAUUCCCACAGUUAGUCCAGAAAAAGGAAGAACGACAUGAUUAAAACAUACUCAGAUGUUCCCAAAACACUACAUCAAACCUCUUCCAGACAUUAUCACUCUUUCUCGUGUGCCUCCUCAUGUAUGAGCUAGUCGACUUAAAUUGCAGGAAGGAACGUUUUUUCCAGAAACCACAGAUGAAGGGGAUUUGUACGAUACACUGGAAAGGAAUCUCCAGUCAUUACAAAUCAAUGUACAUUUCAAAUUCAGUACUGUUUCACUUUGAAAUAACUAUUACAUGAUUGUGUUUAAUUACAAAGAACACAAUGUUAUGUUUUAACAUGAGUUCUUUGUAUGUUAGCUUGACUGUCAUCUCUUUAGGUUUGUAUUAUAGCUCUAGUUAGCUGUAUGUCCUCUGUGCUGAAGACUGAAGGACAGUUUACUGUGCCAGUGUUUAACACUACAAGUACUGCAGUGUUUAGUCUGUAACUAUCAGAAAUACAACAGUUACUAAACUGUCACCUGAAAACUCUUCAGCUCUAUAUGCAACGAUCAUAUAGGAACACUGCCACGGCUCCCAAGGGUUACACUGGUUUGGGGUUUGUAGUAGAUUUGUACUUCAUUUACCCAAAGAAUAUCGAAGAAGAUGUUCAAAAGGAAGAUUAGUAGGAGGAUGAGCUUAAUUUCACUGUGGACUGAGACAGUUAAUCUACUUAAGAUGGGUUUUGUCUAUCAGUUAAGAUCCAACAAACUUGAAUCGAUUUCAAACCAAUUCAUUAUAUGAUAUAAUCGCCGAGUGACAAAAUCAACGUGUUGUUUGUCUUUUUAAAGCUAAUAAUGAUAAUCCACUGACAUCCAGGCUCACAUCUUUCAGUCCUCCUUAAAACAAAAUGCUUGUCUAAGAUUAUCUUUCUUCACACUGAAGAUUACCGUUGUUGUCUAAUAUUACUAAUCUCAAUAAUUCAACAUGAAAUCUUGUAAAUGAGUCGUUUGGAAAUGGAGUAACACUACUGAUAUUUGUUUGGUCGUCUGAAAUGUCAUCUUGUUAAAAACUGGAAGUAAACAAUCACUCAUAGCUGACAAUUACCACAAAAUAUCAGCAUGGUACUACAUAUAUAUGUUAAAUUGUAUCAUCACUGUAUUUAUUAUGCUCAUUCUGUGUGUGGAAUCAAUACAUUGUUUACUGAAAAUUCAAGUUUCACAAAUUGCUAAAUUAAGUAUGACAUUCAUGGAGGUGCAGAAGACACUCUCAGGAUGACUGAAUCGGUGAUACAUACUUUACCCCCAAAAAGAUAGAUAAAAAAUUAACUAGUUUUUGGUGCUUCAGUUUUCUAGUGAAGUCAAAUGAAGAUAAGUCAAUGUACUGAGUGUUUGAUUGUGCUGACAUGAACUCACAGGAGCCUCUAGCAUCACAUGGUAGAGCUUUAUCACUCUGUGAGUUAGUCCUCCAGCUUCUUGUCUCCUCUGUAUUUGCAUGGCAGGCAGCAAUCCAAAGUAAUGUGCAGAUAUGUUUGACAGCUGUUCGCCCGGCUCGCACUACAAGCUUAAAGGUUGUUGAUUUAAAUUUUAAGGCUGGCUGAAGCAAAAUCCUUACAUUUACUUUGCCAUUUUGCUGCACUUUGAAAGACAAUGAGGACAGAAAAUAGAUCUCCAAUACUGAGUCUGAUUCGUCUGACUUGUGUUUUCUGAACUCAUGCAUCAGUGUGUCAAAUGGGUGUAGUUUUUUUCUAAAUGGAAAAAGUCACUCAGCAAAACUUUGGGCUUUACAUACAGAAAAACAGCAGUUAUUCGCCAGUUUUUGGUCUGUUUGACUGUCACACAGCAAUAUUAAAAAAACAAAUAUGUGACUCCCCUUUUCCAAAACCUGACCCUCUGAAAAUCCCGACCCAAGCACCAAAUUGAAUGGCAAUAGGAUUUUUUGUUCCAUAGACGUGAACCCUCCAGUAAAUGAAAAACGUGUGGUAUUAAAAGCCACUCCUUCUAGCCUAGUCUUUACAUUGUUGCCUAGAGAGAACUAAGAUUUAUAAAAUGAGAUAUUUUAUUUGUGUACAAUCAAUGUUUUCUAGGCUGAGCUGGUGUAUUGUAUCGUAUGAAUGAUUGCACAUAAUGAUAUUUGAGAUGAUAAAUGAAGUUGUGUCAAGGGUUGGUAUGAUUCUCUGCCUUCAUUCCUCACUCAGACCUGAAAGUCCCACCCCGACCCCCAAGGGAACAAGAUUAAAAGUACACAUUUUCAAAUGC
Molecule: messenger RNA, 6600 nt
Organism: Notolabrus celidotus (New Zealand spotty)
Lineage: Eukaryota; Metazoa; Chordata; Actinopteri; Labriformes; Labridae
Gene: arfip2b
Product: ADP-ribosylation factor interacting protein 2b
Exons: 8
Coding region: 2808-3932 (374 amino acids)
Biological process (GO): intracellular protein transport; regulation of Arp2/3 complex-mediated actin nucleation
Cellular component (GO): trans-Golgi network membrane
Molecular function (GO): phospholipid binding; protein domain specific binding
Source: RefSeq, a predicted model, not a curated record